AUGCCGAGCUUCAGAGAGAACAGAGAGUAUAUCGCAUAUACCUACAGAAAAGGAUUUACCACCGACAGGCAGUUUAUAUUGUUGUAUGAUGCCACUACUUCGAAAACCCGCAAUUUCGGUGCUAUGAUUAAGAUAUCCACGAGUGCUACCAUGAAGGUCACCGUAAAAAUCCACCAGAGAUACUUACUAGCGUGCUCUGAAUUCAGCGAUCAAGAAAGUGUCAAGGAUAUUGGUUGGUAUCGUUGCUCUACCGACUAUUGUGAGCAUGAAUGGGACAAACAUUGGAUAGCGCAUAUUCAAAAUACGAGAGAGACAAUUGCAUAUAACCCAAACUUUGAGGUCUACACCAACGGAACGUUAGUUAUUAAGGUUCUACCAGUGGAUGAUGGAAAAGUGUUUAUCUGUAUUGCCCACAGAAAGUAUGUAUGGAAAAAACAAUCAUACACGAUCCUAAGUGUUGCCAAAGAAGCGCCACAAUUACACCUAGAGAGUCCUAAAAGGCUUCACGUGAUUGAAGGAGUGGACCUUCAUUUGGAUGCUAGAGUCCAGGGCUAUCCUUUCCCCAGGGUUACUUGGAGUCAUGAUGAGAAUCUCCUCAAGAGUACACCGAAUGUCGAUUCGGAAACAAGUCUUAAAAUUCGCAACGUCACUGCAUCUGAAAGCGGAAAUUAUACCUGUCUCGCUGAGAAUCCAUUUGGACGUGUUUCCUUCACCGUAAAGGUUUACGUUAAAGGUAUUGAUCUUUUUCGCCGUUGA
Messenger RNA from Stylophora pistillata, 756 nucleotides. Its product is annotated as lachesin-like. Lineage: Eukaryota; Metazoa; Cnidaria; Anthozoa; Scleractinia; Pocilloporidae. The record is from RefSeq and is a predicted model, not a curated record.